ACCAGGGGCAACGCAAACAUCACAGGUCACAACUCAACGGUGGACACACUUUAGACUUUAGGCUCGUGUGAUUAUUUGGUUUUGUUUUGGGGGACAUUUUUCCUCUUAACAUGCCACCCAAGAAGACCCCAGUGAAAAAGCCAAACGUCGCUACAGCCGACAAGGACACGGGAGAAGAGGCCAGUCUCCUCGGAGCACAGCUUGAUGAGGACUCAUGGCGGUCCUGCGUGUCUUUAGUGGUUGAGAAAAGUCCGGCGGACGAAGACCUCAUCCAGGCGUUAGCUUCGGCUGUGCAGCGGCCACAGCGCAAACUUUUCACUUUGCUAACCCGAAACAGCAUCGUUACGAAGAUUUCUGAGCUGGGAAAUACGAAAGGAAAAAAACCGGAAUAUGUUACCGUGUUUAUCGAGCUUUUGCAGUCUGCCAGGGUGUGGCUGGAUGCAGGAGAAGACAUCCCCGUUGACCUGAUGGCAAAAAUACUAAAGCUGCAGCUGCUGCAGGUUAAAAGCAGUGAUCAACAUAGACGAGAAGCUGAACAGAUUGAGGCAGAAAAAGCAAAGGGCGACCCUCCCCCUGACAUCGCAGAUAAAACCAGAGCCUCUGACAAAAGGGCAAAGACUCCCUCCAAACCCGUGACAUCCGUCAUGGAGAAGAAAACCAAACUUCUGCGUAGGGGGGAAGUUGAACCGCCCACAUAUAUAGACGAUGAGCCAGACUGGGGUCCUCAGCACUACGUUCUCCUGGUGGGCUUCUACCAGCCCCUCCUGAUCGCUGCUCUCGACGGCAUCGGUGUCCAUGUUGCAAAUGUCAUCAAACUUUGCUGCGAUCGCACACAAAUCCGCAGGAAGGAGCAGGAACAACAGAGCUGUGAUGACAGUGAACCGAGCCAAGCAGCGUCUGCGAUCUCAGAAGCAGAGUUGGCUGUUCAAGCCACGAAGCUGGAUCUGUUCUGGUCAGGAAUGAGAGCAGUCUUGGACAGCGGGCUGCCCCAUUCCAGGCUACAUGAUGUGGUUCCACUCAGCUACAUUGUCCAAGACUUUCACACCCAGGACCCCAACGACAGGAUGGAGCUCGGGAGCCGGAUUUUUGAGGGCGUGGCCAAUCUGAUCUAUGACUGUCUGCAGUGGCGCAGAGAGCAUCAGCACUACCGCAACAAACUGCAACUUUUACAUGUUCCUAGCAUUUCAGGUUCGGGUUACAAACCUGCCGAGGAUGCACCAACAAGCCCCUUUCAAAGCCCAAUCAACACAAAGAAACCAGUUUGUGAGGAAUCUCAAAGAAACCAAGUGGACAUGUGUUACUAUAACUCCCUGCUGGACCUCAUUCCUCCUGAAGCCUGCUCUGUGCCCUUGAUGCUGCACUGCAUGCUGGAGCAGGUGGUGAUUUCCACAGAGCAGCUCGCCGUGCCCCAUCACUCAGGGGAGCCUGAAGCUGACGAGAACAUGUGGUUAGACGGGCAGCUGGUCAGAUACAUGCUCCAGAGCUUCCUGCCUCAAAUACCCACAGAAGAGGAAAAACGCCACCUAAUAAGUGACCUUCUCACUGCUGUCCAGGAGGAUGAGGAUAAGAAGAGGCUGAUGGAGGAGUUUGGUGGAGAGGAAGCUCAGAAGAAAACUGGGCAGCCUUUGGUCAUCAAACAUCUGGAUGAGAGGGCGUUACGGCUGAGGGACGUCUCUGUGGGGCACGGUUUUAAUCCGGCAGAGGUGGAGGCAUCCAUGAUGAGGCUGUCUCCCGUCUUGCAAGAGAUCCAGUCUUUAGAGAGGAGGAGAAAGGGCACCUCGAGGUGGACGUCAGUCCGACAGCAGCUGCAGCACUUCUGCACAGACGAGACGGUCACUUGGGCAGAUGUGGAGCUCCUCUUUCAUCUGAGCGUGUUUGAGGCGAUGGCGUUGACCACCGUGGAUGAGCGCGGCAUGUUGCGCGAUGCCGUCAGACCUGUGGGACGGUUGGAAGCGACUCAGCAGCAGAGUCAAACCUUCAUUCCCUGGGAUGAUCCUGAAGCCUUCGCCAAACAGCAGCUUCUCAACCUGAAGAGCAAAGAAGGCAGCAGUCAGCUGGAUUUAUCUUCUGACCUGCAGAGAUGUCGACGGAGAUCUCUGAAUGACCGGCACUACACUGAGCAUCACAGUGCCGAUGUCCUCCAGCAGGUCCUUCUUUUGGCUUCAGAGGAAUACUGCUGCCUGGACGCUUUUGGUGGAACACACAAUGACACCCUAUAUAUUUUUUGCCACAAUCCCAUGAAUCCGGAUCGGCAGUGUCAGGAAUUUUGGAAUGUUGCACUUCACACAGAUGUCAAAUUCAGGAAGUACUUGGAGCAUGUGGCCGAUACCAUUACAGACUGGACGAGAGAGGAGGAAUCAAAAAAGGCGGCCCUGGUCUUUAGGAAUAAGAGCCUUUCUAAGACUCCAGAAGAGGACGGGGUCGAUGAGUUUGUGAAGGAAGAAGACACUCUGGAAGCGGUCAUCAGAAAAGGCUCCUUAAAAGCCUGGAAAGCAGAGCAAGAGCAGCUGCAGGAAGAGGAAAUGGCCAAAAGGCUAAAGACGCCAAAGUCUAAAGGCAAGCAGCAGAAGGAGGCACAGGCUUCAGCUGAGAAGGACAAAGAUUUGUCUGGUGGGAAGAAAAGCCGACCAAAUACAGCAGGACUCCAAAGGGAAGCUCCCAAAGAGCCCAUAGUCACAACAGAGCCGACAGAGGAGCCAUCAAAGAGUUUCCGGGGCUACAGGAUGGACGGUCAGCUGAUCCACCUGUCGGGUCACGUCCAGAACUUGUUCCCUUCAGACGGAGGACAAAUCACAGUGGAAAAUUUCAACUUUGUUGAAGGUUCCAGUCUGAUGAAAGUGGCUGUGAAGAAGGAUGGACAUCAUUUCUACACACACAUCAAUCGAGUUGUUAUUGAGUCUAUAAAAGCUGAGGGGCCACAAGACGAUACACCUACAAGCCUAACGGAGACCCCUAAAGUGUCUGAGGUUGUGGAGAGGAAAAUUGUGAAGCAGGGCUCGUUCACAGCAGAGCUGGAUAAUAAAAUCCACCUUUCGUACAGUUUUUACGGUCCCACGGGAGAAUGCUCAGGAAAUUCCCCAGAAAAAAAAGGAGAAACCCCAAAAGCCUCCACCUUGGAGCCAACUGUUCCCUCCUCCACCUGCUAUUCCAAAGGGUGUGAAAACCAAUCAGAUGGACCCCCUCCAGGUCUUCUCAGUGGAUUUAAUGUUUCCGUUCCAAGUGGUCUGUUGCUGCAGUUUCAGCCUGAGGAUGCACAAGGAACGUCACCUCAUGAAAAUGGUAUUUCAGUGAGACAGAGCUUCCCGCUUCAUAUCAGGAAAGGAGCGCAGCAUCUCCCAGACAAAUCCCUCUCUAAUGAACUGUCCCGCAUCAUCACUGGUCAGGGAGAUGUAGUUCGAUUCCUGAAAGAUGGCUCCACAGAGGUGCUGUUUGCAGACGGCUCUGUCAGUGUUCGCCAUGAUGCCGGUACAGUGUGGGAGUCCGACGGCGAAGCUCAAAACUCGCAUCAACAAGUUGAGAAUCCCAAGAAAAGUGAGACUGCAGCAGGUAAGACGGAGGCUCUCAAAGGAUGUUGGCAUACUACAACCCCAACUGGAAGUCGCAUCUGCACUGUUGGAACCACAAAUGUCCCCACUAGCCCACUUCUGACCCAUAAGGCCACAGACCCCAUCACCAAUCAGGUGAUGCUGAGUCGCGAGGAUCUGGUUGUUUCUGUGGAGAAUCCGGAUGGAUCUCGAGUUGUAGAGCACGCAGAUGGAACCAGAAUCACCAGCUUUGUGCAAAUCCUGCAGCCACUAAAUGGCCAGAAGCCAGAAGUGAUCCCUUUGAAGUGGUCUCGUCGGAGUGGCUGCAAAUACGAAAAGGAGGCUGUGACGAGCAGAAACAGUGCAGGAAACUCUUCCACACAUGCCUUUUCACAUAACGAGCAGGUCAUGUCCUUUCACGACAUUGUGACUGAUGAUAAAGGAGCAUAUGGGAUGGAUGACAGAGGAGCGUCCAACAAAGAGCAGGUAGUUAUGGUGGAGAAAGAAGGCCAAGCCACAGUAGUGAUGCACCCUCAACGCCACACAGCUCAGGCAUUUUUAGCAGAUGGCACGGUCGUCACUGGCAACAACCAAGGAGAGUAUGAGGUGUUCCCAUCCAGCGCCGGGUUCCUGCAGAUCCAGCGUGAUGGAAAGUGCAUCUACUCCUCUGAUCACCAAGUGUCUCCUAACCAAAAGGCUUUCAUCCUCACUAACGAAGCAGGAACAUACACCAUGAGUCACACAGACACGGUGGCUUGUUACAUCACAGAUGACGAUGGGAACCACUUCCAGGUAAUGGAAGACGGACAGAUUUCAGUGUUAAAACUGAGUUCUGCUUCAAGCUCACAGGAAAAGUUUGAGGAGGAAGAGGGCGGGGCAACAAGUAGAUUCAAACACAAACAUCACUGUCCCAGGUUGUUUUUGCUGCACGCCGAUGGCUCAGGCACUGAAUUUCUGAGUUCUCACUGUGUGGAGAAGUGGCUGGACGAAGCCUACUCUGAUCCCACUGUAGCGCUGCUGAAGGAGCCGCUGCCAAACCAACCAGAUGCGUUUGGCAUCACCAUCUUAAAGCCCAGCCCCCAGAGUGUGUGGUCCCAGUGGUUGCUAGGGAAACAGGUCCCUGAUGUCACUCCUCCAAACCUUAAAAACCGCAGCUGGCAUGACUUUCCAGGAAUGGAGAAGAGGAGCCCAGGUCCCUCUUUUGGGACCAACAUCGGGGUCAGCCUGACCCUGAGAGAGAAGAAGGCGGGUCCUGGAGCCCUACUUCAACCUAUGAGGAGCUGCCCUAAGGUUUUAGAGAUGAGGGAGCUGCGUGAGCACAGAGCAUUCACCAAACCACUCAGAGACGCGGUCGACUCAAGACUGAAGAAAUUCAUCGAGAGUUUGAUGGAGGGAGAGCAGCUGUCAGAGGAGAGGAAAGUGAAAGACCCUCGUACUGAGGAGGAGCAGGAGCGCUCCAGAGAUCUCUACAGACUCAUCCUGUGUGUUCCAGGGGAAGAUGAGCCAAGCACUCCUGUAGAUAGCAGCCAGUCAGUGGGCAACAUGUACUGUCGGGGAGUGGGAGCGUCUAUGGGGGGUGUUCCAGAAGACUCUGAGAAACAGGCUGGACUCAGUUCUGAAUUUUUAAUCAGGGGUGUUGAUUCAAAAUGGGCUGAAAUGCUUUCAAAACACAGAUGUGAGCUGGACGAGGAGAAGACACACAGGGAGGCUUUGAGGAAGAAAAGCAUUGUUCCUUACUUUCAUCCGGAAAACUUUUCAUUAUAUCAAAGUUUGCUGCAGAACCAGGCGUCCGUCAUGGGGGGGCGCUCCGACAAUCGUCCACUGAUCUUCAAGACCAAAAGGGACGAGGCUUUCAUGAACCAUGCUUUUCCAGAGCACACACUACGACCCUUAAAUCCAACUCCAUCUCAGUCUGAAAGUCAUGUAGCAGAAACGGAGGAGCUGCCUGAUAGCAGGCCGCCCAACCCGACGCCACACACAGCCGGUGACGGCAGUCUGAGGGGCUCCACCAGGCGAUGCAAGUCUGUUCAGCUGGAUGUGACCGGGAAGCUCAGGAAGAGCAGAGUCAGGCUACCAAACUGCAUCAUGAGCUCUAAAGCUCGCAGAGUGCCCAACCAAAAUUUCUUGACAGUCGAGGAACCGGUGAGGAGGAAGUGUCGGACUGCGUCUCUUGCUGACCCUCGAGCCAUAAUAAGAGGCUUUCAGCUCCUGCCGUGGAGCGUGGACUUCGGCGUGGUGCAGGCGGGGACCCUCUCCACCGCUGCAGUGCUCAUGAAGAAUGUGGGCGUUGACACAUGCAGGUUUCAUGUGAAGCAGCCCCCUCUCGCCACAGGUCUCCGAGUCCUCUACAACUCCAGACCCGUAGCUGCAGGCCUGCAGACUGAACUGAAGGUUCAACUGUUUGCCAUGAGUUCACUCCUAGCAGAAACAGAGUCAAAGAAGUACAUCUCCCAGGAUAUCAUCAUCCUCACUGAGACAGACAUCUUCUAUCUGCCUGUGACCGCUAUCGUUGUUCCUGAGCAGCUCAUGGAUGAAGAAAACACCGAAGCACAGAAGAAGAGAGACUCAACAAGCAAAAAUGCUCCUCAGGCUUGUUUGUGAACUCAAGUUACUAUCCUACAAUAAUAAAAAUGACCUCAGAUGCCA
Molecule: messenger RNA, 6170 nt
Organism: Oryzias latipes (Japanese medaka)
Lineage: Eukaryota; Metazoa; Chordata; Actinopteri; Beloniformes; Adrianichthyidae
Gene: spag17
Product: sperm associated antigen 17
Biological process (GO): epithelial cilium movement involved in extracellular fluid movement; axonemal central apparatus assembly
Cellular component (GO): axonemal central apparatus
Source: RefSeq, a predicted model, not a curated record